Molecule: messenger RNA, 1548 nt
Organism: Adineta ricciae
Lineage: Eukaryota; Metazoa; Rotifera; Eurotatoria; Adinetida; Adinetidae
Source: the annotation of a GenBank genome assembly
AUGUUGGGAACGAAGCUAAAGUUCUUAUUUAAAGGAGACAAUAACAUAAUAAGAUGCUCUGAACACGAUUAUCUCAUUUAUACACAUUGGUUUCGAGCAGUUAAACAAAAUAUAUCAUGUCCAAAUCAAGCUAACUUAUUUGACACGAAUUUUCCAAAUGUAUUUACGAGUAUUGUUGAUAGACAAUGUAAUUCCGAAAAGACUGCCUAUAAAAUGAAAAUUUAUGUCAAUACCUCAACAGAAGACCAAGUUUCAACGAAUGGCUUAUGUUCCGAUGGAGUCUCCACAAUAGAGAACCAUAAUCUGUCUUUUUUACAGGGCACUUAUCAGUUUGAAACUGUUAACUAUAAAUUCAAAGCGACUUGUGGUCCGUUUGGUGCAGAAAUCAACUUUGAAGAAGAGCCUCUGGAUAACGUUCAACCUGACUUCGAUUUGUUUUAUAUAUAUUUUAAAACUCAACCUACGGCUUGUCGUUUAAAGUUUUAUGCACCGAACGCAACAAGAGAGAACUACUGCCAGAUUAAAUGGCGUGGUGAAACACGCAUGACCUGUUAUUAUGAUCCCGCAGUAACCACCUUAGAUGGACCAAUUGAUUGGAACAAAAUGGAUGCUUUUAUCACGGGAAACUCUAUUGCGCCUAAGAAAUGGCUAGAUCGUGGUGGAUAUUACUAUCACAAAACAUCAACAAACGACAUCACCACACUGAGCAUGAGUACAACCACCACCAGUACGUCCACUACUACUAGAAUAACAACAGCAACUACAUCUACUACUAGUACAACUACGAUCACUAUAACUACUACGUCUUCUACUAGCACAACUACUACCACUACAUCUGCUAGUACAACUUCAUCCACUACUAGUGCAACCACAACGACUACAUCUACCACUAGUACAACUAUUACAACUUCCACUACUAGAACAACAACAACAACAACAACUACGUCUUCUACUAUUACAACUACAUCCACUACUAGUACAACCACAACAGUGACGAAAUCAGCUCUUACCAGUAUUGAGACAAUUACUACUAUUAUUUUCCCAACCAGAACAACCAGUACUACAACUACAACUACAACUAAUACAUCUACAACUACAAAUUCAACUAAUACAACUACAACUACUAUUACUACAAUUGCUAUCAAGUCUACAUUAAAGCAGCUACAUCCAAAACAACCAAACAAGACUCUAUCGUCGAACAAGACAAACAAAAAGAAUUCGUCAGCAAUCGUUCAACAAAGAAACAAAUCGAAAAAGAAGAACUCGUGGUCUUUAUCUAGCUAUGUCCCAGUUUUGUUAAUCGUUAUUGUUGUAGUUGUUUUUUUAUUUGCGAGCUUUUAUUUCUAUCGCUCUAAAUUACAAAAGUCUAACGAAGAUCAAUCGAUAUUGCCAAAAAACAAUAGCGAUGAAUCGUAUGUGUCGAAGACUCCUGACUUCAAAUCGGAGCUAGCUGAUCAAGAAGACGAAGAAGAGCAGUCUGCGUAUGAAAUAAGUCCACAUCCUACAUCAGGACGUACGGUCAGUCAAUUCGAUCCGGAUCUAUUGUAA